Chrysochloris asiatica (Cape golden mole) is the source of this 4833-nucleotide messenger RNA. RefSeq names its product collagen, type XVI, alpha 1 (gene COL16A1). The record is from RefSeq and is a predicted model, not a curated record. Lineage: Eukaryota; Metazoa; Chordata; Mammalia; Afrosoricida; Chrysochloridae. The transcript is spliced from 70 exons.
AUGUGGGCAUCUUGGGCGCCCGGACUGUGGCUGCUUGGUCUCUGGACCACCUGCAGCCAUGGAGCGCAUACAGGUGAGCAGUGCCCACCUUCGCAGCAGGAAGGGCUGAAAUUGGAACACAGCAGUGACUUAUCAUCCAAUGUGACAGGCUUCAACCUCAUCCGCCGACUCAACCUCAUGAAGACGUCUGCCAUCAAGAAGAUCCGAAACCCCAAGGGGCCUCUCAUUCUGAGGCUGGGGGCAGCCCCACUAACCCAGCCCAUGCGGCGAGUAUUCCCUCGGGGCCUCCCGGAUGAAUUUGCCUUGGUGCUGACACUAAUGCUGAAGAAACACACUCACCAGAAUACGUGGUAUUUGUUUCAAGUGACUGAUGGAGACGGCUACCCACAGAUUUCCCUGGAAGUUAACAGCCAAGAGCGGAGCCUAGAGCUUCGGGCCCAGGGCCAAGAUGGCGACUUCGUGUCCUGCAUCUUCCCAGUGCCCCAGCUCUUCGACCUGCGCUGGCACAAGCUGAUGCUGAGUGUGGCUGGGCGUGUGGUCUCUGUACAUGUGGACUGUACCUCAGUUUCCUCCCAGCCCCUGGGGCCCCGGCGACCCUUGCGGCCUGUGGGCCAUGUAUUUCUGGGCCUGGAUGCUGAGCAGGGGAAGCCCGUCUCUUUUGACCUUCAGCAGGCACAUGUCUACUGCGAUCCAGAGCUUGUGCUGGAGGAGGGCUGCUGUGAGAUUUCACCCGAAGGGUGUCCUCCAGAGACUUCCAAGGCCCGCCGGGAUACCCAGAGCAACGAGCUCAUCGAGAUCAAUCCGCAGACUGAGGGCAAGGUCUACACCCGCUGCUUCUGCCUGGAAGAACCACAAAACAGCAAGGUGGAUGCCCAGCUGUCGGGAAGAAUCAGCCAGAAGGCAGAAAGGGGAGCUAAGGCCCAUCGGGAGUCAGCAGCUGAUGAGUGUCCACCCUGUAUCCAUGGUGCCCGGGAGAGCAAUGUCUCUCUUGGCCCUUCAGGUCCCAAGGGAGGGAAAGGUGAACGGGGCCUGCCUGGUCCAUCAGGCUACAAGGGAGAGAAGGGAGCUCGGGGUAAUGACUGUAUUAGAAUCUCUCCGGAUGCCCCGCUUCAGUGUGCAGAAGGUCCAAAGGGAGAGAAGGGAGAGUCAGGAACCUUGGGACCCUCAGGACUCCAGGGCUCAACAGGCCAGAAGGGCCAGAAAGGCGAGAAGGGAGACGGAGGCACUAAGGGCUUGCCGGGGAAGGCAGGCCGAGAUGGCCGGCCUGGAGAGAUCUGUGUCAUUGGGCCCAAAGGGCAGAAGGGAGACCCUGGUUUUGUUGGUCCUGAGGGACUGGCUGGGGAGCCUGGGCCCCCUGGCUUCCCUGGGCCCCCUGGGAUAGGACUGCCGGGGACUCCAGGGGACCCGGGUGGCCCACCAGGCUCUAAGGGAGAUAAGGGCAGCUCCGGGACACCUGGAAAGGAAGGUCCUGGUGGAAAACCUGGGAGACCAGGGGUGCCAGGGCUGAAGGGAGAAAAGGGUGACCCUUGUGAAAUAUGCCCAACGCUGCCUGAAGGGUUACAAAACUUUGUGGGGCUGCCUGGAAAGCCGGGACCCAAGGGAGAACCAGGCGAUUCUGCACUAACCUGGGGAGACCCUGGCAUCCAAGGCAUCAAAGGAGAAAAGGGGGAGUCCUGCUCAUCCUGCAACUUAGGUGUGGAGGCCCAGCAUUCUAGACCCUCUGCGGGGGAUGUGGGCUCCCCUGGCUCUGACUUGCGUGGUCCUCCGGGGAAAGUUGGCGCUCCAGGACCAACAGGGCUGAAAGGAGAGAAGGGAAACUUCGGGGACACAGGGCCUGCUGGAAGUCCAGGGCUACCAGGGACCAUGGGACCAGCAGGCACCAAAGGGGAGAAGGGGGAGCCUUGUGAGCCAUGUCCAGUCUUGUCUAAGUCUCAGGAUGGAAACAGCCAUGUGGUGGCCUUGCCUGGCCCACCCGGAGAGAAGGGAGAGACUGGGCCUCCAGGCCUCAGCCUGCCAGGAAAACCGGGCAAGGCAGGAGAGCGAGGAAUGAAGGGACAGAAGGGGGAUGCUGGGAAUCCUGGAGACCCUGGAAUCCCGGGCACUACAGGGCAGCCAGGACUGUCUGGAGAACCUGGGGUCCGUGGCCUAACAGGGCCAAAAGGAGACAAGGGUGAUAGCUGCACUGCCUGCCCCAGCCUGCAGGGGGCGAUGACUGACAUGGCCGGACAACCUGGGAAGCCAGGCCCCAAGGGAGAGCCAGGCCCUGAAGGUGUGGGCAGGCCUGGUAAACCGGGCCUGCCUGGUCUACCUGGAGUUCAAGGACGCCCAGGACUGAAGGGGACACAGGGAGAGCCAGGACUUCCAGGAACAGAAGUCCAGGGGCCCCAGGGAGAGCCUGGAGUCCAAGGCGUGCCUGGUAUUCAGGGUCUGUAGGGGCCUCGAGGACCACCUGGCCCCACUGGAGAGAAGGGUGCUAAGGGACCUCCAGGGGUGAAAGGAGCCACUGGACCUGCUGGACCGCCUGGUGCCAGUGUCUCUGGGCCUCCGGGACGUGAUGGGCAACAAGGACAGAGUGGGCUUCCAGGGGCCAAAGGAAUGCAGGGUGAAAAGGGAUCUCCAGGAGAGAAGGGUGAAGCAGGGGAAUGCUCCUGCCCUUCUCGGGGAGACCCCAUCUUCUCUGGCAUGCCGGGUGCUCCGGGACUUUGGAUGGGCAGCUCCUGGCAGCCGGGUCCGCAGGGUCCCCCAGGUGUUCCUGGACCACCCGGCCCCCCUGGAAUGCCUGGAAUACAGGGAAUUCCUGGAAACAACGGUUUGCCAGGACAGCCUGGGCUUACUGCAGAAGUGGGAUCCUUGCCAAUUGAACAGCAACUCCUUAAGAGCAUCUGUGGGGAUUGUGCCCAAGGGCAGAUGGCCCGCCCAGUGUCCGUACUGGAGAAAGGGGAGAAGGGAGACCAGGGCAUUCCCGGAGUGCCAGGCCUGGACAACUGUGCUCGGUGCUUCAUUGAGCGGGAGCGCCCCAGAGCUGAGGAGGCUCGGGGGGACAACAACGAGGGAGAGCCAGGAUGCCCUGGGAGCUCUGGCCUGCCUGGUCCUCCAGGUCUGCCAGGCCAGAGAGGAGAAGAGGGUCCACCUGGAGUGAGGGGCUCCCCGGGCCCUCCAGGCCCUAUUGGCCCCCCAGGUUUUCCUGGUGCCGUUGGCUCCCCCGGAUUGCCUGGUCUUCAAGGAGAGCGAGGCCUCAUGGGCCUGACAGGAGACAAGGGCGAACCGGGUCCUCCAGGGCAGCCAGGUUACCCAGGUGCCAUGGGCCCUCCGGGACUGCCUGGCAUCAAGGGGGAGCGGGGAUACGUGGGGCCCUCAGGAGAGAAGGGAGAAUCGGGUCCCCCAGGAUCUGAAGGCGUUCCAGGUCCCCAAGGUCCCGCGGGUCCCCGAGGUGAGCGAGGACCUCAAGGCAACUCGGGAGAGAAGGGCGACCAGGGAUUUCAAGGCCAGCCGGGAUUUCCAGGCCCACCGGGUCCCCCGGGAUUCCCAGGCAAGGCUGGAGCACCUGGCCCACCUGGGCCCCAAGCAGAGAAGGGCAGCGAAGGGAUUCGAGGCCCAUCAGGCAUGCCUGGCUCUCCUGGGCCACCAGGACCUCCUGGGAUUCAGGGCCCUGCCGGCUUGGAUGGUCUUGAUGGAAAGGAUGGCAAGCCUGGCUUGAGGGGGGACCCUGGUCUCGCUGGCCCCCCUGGACUCAUGGGACCUCCGGGCUUCAAAGGGAAAACAGGGCAUCCUGGCCUUCCAGGACCUAAGGGUGAGUGUGGUAAACCAGGUCCCCCUGGCAGCAGUGGCCGGCCUGGAGCAGAGGGUGAGCCUGGUGCCAUGGGACCCCAGGGAAGACCCGGCCCCCCAGGCCAUCUCGGACCACCAGGGCCUCCAGGCCAGCCAGGGCCAGCUGGGAUCUCAGCAGUGGGUCUGAAAGGAGACAGAGGAGCCACUGGAGAAAGAGGCCUUGCAGGCAUUCCGGGGCAGCCGGGCUCACCUGGACACCCUGGUCCCCCGGGCGAGCCUGGCACAGAAGGUGCAGCUGGAAAAGAGGGACCCCCUGGAAAACAGGGACUCUAUGGACCUCCGGGUCCAAAGGGUGAUCCAGGGCCUUCAGGGCAGAAGGGCCAGGCAGGAGAGAAGGGGAGAGCUGGCAUGCCUGGAGGGCCUGGGAAGAGUGGCUCCAUGGGACCUGUUGGACCACCCGGUCCUGCUGGAGAGAGAGGUCACCCUGGAUCUCCGGGGCCAACGGGAAACCCUGGAUUGCCUGGUGUGCCUGGCUCUAUGGGAGACAUGGUGAAUUACGAUGAAAUCAAGAGGUUCAUCAGACAAGAGAUCAUUAAAAUGUUUGAUGAGAGGAUGACUUACUACACCUCCAGGAUGCAGUUCCCCGUGGAGAUGGCUGCAGCGCCAGGAAGACCAGGGCCCCCUGGGAAGGACGGUGUCCCCGGCCGGCCUGGCGCUCCAGGAUCCCCUGGGCUCCCUGGUCAGAUUGGCAGAGAAGGACGGCAGGGAUUGCCAGGAAUGAGAGGAUUGCCUGGUACCAAAGGUGAAAAGGGAGACAUUGGUGUUGGCAUUGCAGGAGAAAGUGGUCUCCCUGGCCCCCCAGGACCCCAGGGUCCUCCAGGGUAUGGCAAGAUGGGUGCAACUGGACCAAUGGGCCAGCAAGGCAUCCCUGGCAUCCCUGGGCCCCCAGGUCCCAUGGGCCAGCCGGGCAAGACUGGCCACUGUAACCCCUCUGACUGUUUUGGGGCCAUGCCAGUGGAACAGCAGUACCCACCCAUGAAAAACAUGAAGGGGCCUUUUGGCUGA